CCGGACCACUGGUGUCGGGACGCUGCGGUGGUGGAGAGGAGGCAGGCGUGCGGCUGGAGCCUGGCGGACAGUCGCAGGCUGACGCUGCCGCAGGUCAACAGCUCUGGAGCCGUGCAGCACAGCAGCUGCGAGCAGUACGAGCUGGACUGGAACAGAACCUCACUCACCUGCGACUCUCAGGAGCUGGACCUCAGCAAGACUCCCACAGCUGCCUGCAAAGACGGCUGGGAGUACGACUACGAGGGGAGACAGUCCUUCGUCACUGAGUUCGACCUGGUGUGUUCAGACAGCUGGCUGGUGGACAUGUACCAGGCCACGCUCAACAUCGGCUUCCUGAUCGGAAGCAUUGCCAUUGGUUACCUGGCUGACAGGUUUGGCAGGAAGAUGAGCUUCCUGAUGUCCAACCUGUUUAACGGGAUCACAGGGAUCCUGGUGGCCGUGGCUCCGAACUACGUGUCUCUGCUGGUUUUCAGAACGUUGUACGGGUUUGGAGUGAAAGGAGGCUGGGUGGUCGGAUACGUGCUGAUCACAGAGAUCGUGGGAGUGGAGCACCGGCGGACGGUGGGAGUCCUUUACCAGAUGUUCUUCAGCGUUGGCAUCCUCCUCCUCCCGCUGCUCGCCUACUUCAUCACCGACUGGCGCUGGCUGCAGGUCGUCAUCACCGUCCCCUACAUCCUCUUCCUGUCCUACUACUGGUUCCUCCCUGAGUCUCCACGAUGGCUUCUGUCUCAGAACCAAAAGUCCAAAGCCGUGAAGAUCACCGAGGACAUGGCCAAAGAAAACAAGAGGACUCUGUCGAAGAACAUCGAGAAUCUGGCAGACGACAACGCCGACUCCUCCACCGCCUCCUUCAUGGACCUGAUCAGAACUCCCAAAAUGAGAAAACACACUUUCAUCCUCAGCUUCAACUGGUUCACCAGUGCUGUGGUCUACCAGGGUCUGAUCAUGAGGCUGGGGAUUCUGGGAGGAAACGUCUACAUCGACUUCCUCAUCUCUGGCCUGUUGGAGUUUCCCGCCGCCUUCCUCAUCCUCUUCACCAUCGAGCGCAUCGGCCGACGUCUUCCCUUCGCCACCGCCAACAUCGUCGCCGGAGCCUCCUGCUUCAUCACGGCCUUGAUCCCUGACAGUAUGUUCUGGGUGAAGACGGCGGUCGCCUGCAUCGGUCGGCUCGGUAUCACCAUGGCCUUUGAGAUGGUCGUGUUCGUGAACACCGAGCUCUACCCGACGUUCGUCAGGUGA
Messenger RNA from Paralichthys olivaceus (Japanese flounder), 1239 nucleotides. NCBI's taxonomy places the organism in Eukaryota, Metazoa, Chordata, Actinopteri, Pleuronectiformes, Paralichthyidae. The record is from RefSeq and is a predicted model, not a curated record.